GAGAAGGUGAGGACCAACCAGCCACUCUCACAUCUCCAUGUCCGCCUACGUUGCGUGAUGCGACGCAGGCAGGCGUCAAUCGGUCACCCGGUGAUCCGCCACCGCGGCAGAAUGGUCGUUUCUAUGCGGCCCCUGUCCCUCUCCCGUAUCGUCUGUGCUUUGCUCUCAAUCGCGAUGAUGGGCCCUGCUGCUUCCCUGCCAAGCGGAAACAAGAUGCGCAUGAGUGCACACCAUGGGAGGAGAUCUAGGGGGACCACCUUCGUGAGAAUCGUGACAGGGCGUCGAAAGCAUCCUGUGAAUGCCCACCACACUCAGGUAGACUGACGGUGCGGGUGCCCUUGACACACUUCCGUGUGUUUGUGUGUCUGUGUGUGCGUGUGCGGCUGACUCAGGUUGCCUUUCUGUCCGCAUCUUCCCGCCUGUCACCGCACUCGCUCAUCACAAGGCACGAACAGAAAGCACACACGCACCCCCCACCCCCCACACUCACACACAGGUAGCUCGCUGCAUGUGUGUGCCCGUCAGAUGGCCGUCUAUACAGAAUCACACGGCCCUACUCUCCAGCGCCACGCAGUCUGAGAUAGAUGACGACCCAGACCGACAAGCGUACGAUCGAAUCGUGACGCGGCUGAGAGAGCAGGUCGGUUGGACAGACCCAGCCAUGAAACGGCGCAUUUUGUGCAUUCCUUCCUCUAUGUAGGGCGAGGAGGAGUUACUUGCGUCAUUAACCUUCGAACUUUGGAAAACAUUCAAGGGCGCAGGUACACACACACACACACACACACACACACGAGCAGCAAAGGUGUGUAGGCUGUUUGUCUGUCUGUUGUAUGUCGGUGUCGAUUUGGUUCAACGUGUGCCAACAGAGCGCGGCGAGCAACCUGUGCCAACAGAGCGUGUCGAGUUGACCAAGAAUGACCUCAUGGACCUGGCUGACGUGCCCUUGCCUGAAGAGAUUAUCGACCAAACCAAGGAGCCCCCAAAAUUCAUCGGCGAUACCUAUCUCAACAACGCCCUUAUGUUGCUGGAGGCUGAGUAUCAGCAAGAAACUGACUAUGCUGCGUAUCGUGUGGCGCCGAUGACAUUCACUCGCUUCUCGCGCGGUGGCAAAACGACAAUGUUGUACGAGAUGGGCAACAGACUAAAAGCGAAGCGCAUGAAUCCGCUCUUUGUUUCCUUCAACGAGGGCUCAUUGUACUCGACUGGCGCGAAAGGCGAGCAGGCCUUCGCCCCGACACUGCUCGACUCAGUCUACCUCCGGGCGGCGUGGGCGGCGGCCAAGACGGAGACGCGUGAGGCGGUUGCAGAGAGGGCAGGCGUCGCUGUGGACAGGCUGCGUUUCUCGGAUUGGCUCAAGCACGUGUCUGUCACAAGGGAGACGAUUGACAACUGGCUUGGGGAUCAACCAUGUGUCAUGCUUAUCGACGAGUUAAACAAGGUGGUCAAGCGUGAGCGCUAUCUUCAUAUGGAGAACGACCUAGGCGAGUACCUGAAGACCGACUUCCUCUUGAAGGGGCAGCGCUACUUCGUCUUCUCCAGCCACGUCACCACAAUCAAGAACGACCUCAGGAAGUUUCUGAACUGUGACAGCAACCGACCGGUCCUUCAGCCACGGCUGCCCGUUAUCGGUGUGGAGGAUCUGAAGCACGUGCGAGACUUCUAUGGAGCAAGCCCAGCUGUUACUUGCUGGGCUGGAAGGUCGCCCGCACUCCUGUGGGUCAGCCGCAACUACAAAAUCGCGAAUGGCUGACGGACGACGUGGAAGAACCCUUCUAUCGUGGUGAGCUGACGCGAGAGAAAGUAUUGCUUUUGUUGGUCUGCGUACUGAAGAC
Vitrella brassicaformis is the source of this 1832-nucleotide messenger RNA. Lineage: Eukaryota; Vitrellaceae. The record is from the annotation of a GenBank genome assembly.